CAUGGCGUCGUCCUCUGACGUCCACGUCCGAAUAUGUGGGCAAGAAAUUAUCAAAUAUGAUUUGGAAAUUAAAGCUGUGAUUCAGUUUCCCAUCAACUAUUUUCCAUACAAGGACAUACGAGAAUGUUCUGGACCCCAGACUGUGCUAAUGGAGCUGAACGCUGCAGUGAAGGAAAAGUUCAGUCGGUUAAGACAGAGAAUUCAGGAUAUGGAGCAAAUGGCUAAAGAACAAGACAAAGAGUCUGAUAAAAAUGACAUUCUAACUGAAACAGAGGCCCAUCGCAAACAGAUGUUGAGUAACCAGACGGCAUGGAGGAAAGCCAACUUGGCCUGUAAGCUGGCCAUUGAUAACAGGGAAAAAGAUGAACUUCUCCAUGGCGGUGACUCAUCAGUAAGGCAAAGGAAAGUCACCAAGGAGAACCUAGUACAGACAUCCAGUGAAAUCACCGAGAGUUUGAUGAGCAUAAGCCGCAUGAUGGCCCAACAGGUAAAGCAGAGUGAGGAGACCAUUGGCACUCUGGCUACCUCGUCAAGGACAGUACUGGAAACAAAUGAAGAGUUUAAGGCGAUGACGUCGACUGUCCACUUGGGGAGAAAACUCAUCCUGAAAUACAACCGUCGUGAACUGACAGACAAACUGCUGAUCUUCCUAGCGCUGGCUCUGUUUUUCGCCACAGUCCUCUACAUCCUGAAAAAGAGGCUCUUUCCUUUCAUUUAGAGGUAAAUGGAGCUGUCUAUUUCCUGCCACAUUCAAAUUCUUCCUAAAUUGGCUGUAUAGCUCUGCAGACAGAGUUGGCAUGGACUUUCACAUGACCUGGGAUUUUUUUUUUUCCCACUCCAAAACUGAAUCCGGAACCAGGGAGGAAGGAGUAUUUGUAUGUAUCUGGGACAUGUGCUAGUGACACCGUUAGUAUGGGCUUUCAGCUGCAACUGCAGAAGCAGCCAAUAGCAGUGUGAGGUCGACCUCAUGCCUGACAUCUUAAGCAUUUCCUGUGCUGCAUUGAUGGUGUCAGCUGUAAGUUGUGCUGUCAUUUGUAUUUAAUAGGCAAUAUGACACUCAUGAAUUAUAUUUAGUACUUCUGCUGGAUGGUGUCAUGAGUUUUCUAAUUCUAAAUAUAAAUGUUAUAAAUAACAUUAAACAUUAACGGUAUUAAAUGUUAAACGUUAUAAACAUUAUAAAUAUGAAAAUUGAUGAGUAUGGGGUAAGGCUGCAUAAUAUGGUGACAAUAUGAAAAUACUUGAGUGCAAUUAUAUUGCUACAUAAUGCAACUGAACAUAUUAUAAACACAUCUGUGAAUCAAUAAUGGUACAUGAAUGAAGAUUUUCCUGCAUUAUUUCCAUCAGAAUAUUGACUUUUGUUGGAUUACAUGACUAUCUUGAUUGAUCACCCACAGAAACACUCUGGAACAACUGUGACUUGGUCAAGAUACUCGUAAUGCAUAACAUUGUGAUUCAUUGUAGGUCUCAUUUGUGUAUUGUAGCCUUCCACAUUUGCAUACUGCAGCCUGCACAAGGGUUAUAUUUGCAUAAAGAUUUACAAAUGAUCAUAGUAUUGUGCAGCCCUAGUAUGAGUUGUAGACUAUUUAGAAGGGUUGAUUCGUAUUAGGGCAUUAUUGAAGCAUUGACAAUUUGCUGUGUAACCCAGUACAAACUGUUUUUUCACUUUUUGUGAUCAUGAUUGGUACCUCAGAAGAACAGUAGUGAGUGUACUUAUCCCAGGAUAUCCAUAUGUGGUUUAAUGUGAAGAUAUUUCUAGAUCAGGGUGUCAAACUUGGCUUGUUUGUAGCCACAGCUCUGUAGAAUUUAGUGGUCCUCAUUAAACAGACCUAAUUAGCAAGACCUUCAUGAGUUGAAUGUCUGAAGAGGGAAAACGCUGAGCUCUACAGAACUGUUGCCAGGAAGGAACCCAGUCUGACCCCCCUGCUCUGGAUACAAUUCUUGAUAAAGCCCAAAGCUUCUUGUUUGUGUGCCUUUGAACUCCAGUACUUAAGUGCUCUCUCUUGCGCCACACAAGCAACUCUGUGUGAACUGUGUAUGUUUGUCUCUUCUUCCAAACAGAAGACAAGAUCUUACAGCCUUGUGAAACCAAGGUACAAGAGUUUGCUUGAAAUUUACUUGACACAUCAGUUGUUGACCUUUAGACUGUUUACAGUGUUCAUUUUGUUCAUUGAGUAAUGUACCUAACUUUGAAAGGGAAUGGGUUGCACUAUACCCAGUAGUUCUCUUAAUACUAGGUGUGAAAUCAGCUCCAGUGCCAAUGUUAGCUGUGCUGCUAGCCUUUCUAUGUUCUACAGGGUGAUACCACUGGGUGGUGCAGUAGCACUUCUUUUCCUUUUAACCCUUUUGUUUCUUUGACCCAGCAGACAGCAUCUUAAUACAACUGGUCAGCAAAGGCCGCGUUUGCUCAGGAAUUACUGCCUGCUCAAGAUGUGAUUGUGACUGUCUUGUUUGAGUUCAGAACCUUUCCAAACUGUGUUAACACUUUAAAUAUAUCUAUUAGCAUGUUUAUUUGUUCCUGUGUUCCUUAAGGGAAAGACUGUUUUCUUGUGUUUGGUUAUAGUAUUCAUUGGCUUCACUGUGAUACAGAGCUGCAAUGCGCUCGUAUUGGCCUAGUACUGGCUAACAGUAGGGAUGUCAGCCAGUACACUCCUUUUGAACUGCCUUAUUUUACAUUGUGAUGUAAUUUUGAAUUCCUGUUGACUAUCAAAUAAAGAAAGAACUUUU
Colossoma macropomum (tambaqui) is the source of this 2724-nucleotide messenger RNA. RefSeq names its product BCL2 interacting protein 1b (gene bnip1b). Gene Ontology annotation, biological process: retrograde vesicle-mediated transport, Golgi to endoplasmic reticulum. NCBI's taxonomy places the organism in Eukaryota, Metazoa, Chordata, Actinopteri, Characiformes, Serrasalmidae. The record is from RefSeq and is a predicted model, not a curated record. Gene Ontology annotation, cellular component: SNARE complex; endoplasmic reticulum. Gene Ontology annotation, molecular function: SNAP receptor activity. The transcript is spliced from 6 exons. The coding region runs from base 2 to 718 and encodes 238 amino acids.